Messenger RNA from Rhincodon typus (whale shark), 2288 nucleotides. RefSeq names its product 6-phosphogluconolactonase (gene pgls). The record is from RefSeq and is a predicted model, not a curated record. Bases 54 to 824 code for a protein of 256 amino acids. Gene Ontology annotation, molecular function: 6-phosphogluconolactonase activity. Lineage: Eukaryota; Metazoa; Chordata; Chondrichthyes; Orectolobiformes; Rhincodontidae. Gene Ontology annotation, biological process: carbohydrate metabolic process; pentose-phosphate shunt. The transcript is spliced from 5 exons.
UUGCGUGUUCUGUGGAUGUGGGCGAGGUUGUUCGUUGAGCCGCCUCAGUUGGGAUGGCUGCCCCGCGGGUUUGUGUGUUUCCCUCGGCCCGGGAGCUGGGCCCGGCUUUGAGCAGCUUCGUGUUGGCUGAGGCCGCCCGGGCGGUUAGCCAGCGUGGCCGCUUCGCCGUGGCGGUGUCCGGGGGCAGCCUGGUAUCGCUGCUGGCGGCCGAGCUUCCCGACGCUGCGGCCCGGGAACCCGAGCAUCCUGGGGCCAACUGGAGCCGCUGGGUCCUCGGCUUCUGUGACGAGAGGCUGGUCCCGUUCGAGAGCCCGGACAGCACCUGCGGCCUGUACCGGAAACAACUGCUCUCCAAAAUCUCCAUUCCUAAUAACUACGUCAUUGCCAUUAACCCCAUGCUGUCUGUGGAGGAAGCAGCAGACAAGUAUGCAGAAAGAUUGAGAGAGCUGUUUCCAGGUGAUAACGUGCCAGUGUUUGACCUGCUAAUCCUGGGGAUUGGGCCUGAUGGACACACUUGCUCUCUCUUCCCAGACCAUCCCCUUCUGCAGGAACAAAGCAAGAUCAUUGCUCCAAUCAGUGACUCACCUAAACCUCCACCAAAGCGUAUAACCAUGACCCUACCUUUGCUGAAUGCAGCACGCUGUGCUCUGUUUGUGGUGACUGGUGAAAGCAAGGCUGCUGUGGUAAAGGACAUUCUAGAAGGUCACAGUGAGAACCCGCUCCCUGCUGCUCGUGUUCGGCCAGUGAAAGGUGAAGUGCACUGGUUUAUUGAUGAAGCUGCUGCAAGCAAGUUGACGAUUAAGGUGGAUCGGUCAUCGCUGUAGACACCAACAAAAUGCUGGAUGUUGGUUAAAAAAACAAAGUGCUAGGAAUGCUCAGCAGUUAGGCUGCAUCUGUGCAGAGAGACAAAUGUUUUGUGAUGAGGACCUUUUCCCGGAUCUGCUCCCUGCAUGAUUACAAAACUGCUUUGACAAGAGGUGUCUGAUCUGAAGCAUUAAUUCCCUUUUCCCCCCUCCACACGUGCUGCUAGAACUGCUGAGUAUUUGUCGCCUCAGGAGGUGAAAGGUCUCCUGACAUGCUUAGGUCUAGUUUUUGGUUUAAUGAUCCCAGCUUCCAUGCUGUUUUAAAACAAAACACAAAAAUCCUUCCAGCUAUACAAAGUAUUGCUUUGUUAACUUGUAAUUCUUGUUCCACAUUCCCCACAGAUCCUUUCAGAGCAUUCCAGAAAAUGUUCUUCCUCAAAAGCAGGAACCAAAGCUGAAUGAAAUCACUGGGGUCUUUAGAUGUCACACUUCGGAGAUCUUGAUGAGUAAAUAUUGUAGGGACAUGAUUCUGAUUCUGCCAAUUACUGAAUGAAGUCCUUGGGGAAAUGUAUUUACUGUAUAUAAACUUUUAAAAUUUCUGUUGUUUACUUUCAGUGGUGUCACCCCAGAACUUGGGUUUUAAGUUACUUCCUCCUUGUCCACAUUCCCAACUUUGUUGGUGUUUUUUUUUAGAUUCUGGACACGUCAUGUAAAAGGUACGCGUAACUCCCUUAACCUGAAGCAGCUCAGUUGUAGCAUAUCGCUCGCAGGGUCUGCCUUGUUUGCAGCAGGGUUUCAGCCAAACCACCUCAACUUGGGAACAACCCACGAGGCAGGGUGAGGCCACAUAGCUACACUGCUACCUGCUAGUCCACAAGCAGGUGCCCCAUCUGAAUACUUAACAGUUUUGAUGAGGGUCAGUUUGUUCUUGAGUAAACAGAACCAAUGUGACAGACUGGCAAGUUAUUCAAUAAUGGACCAAAACCCAGUAGGAAACCUUGUAUUCAUUUCCAACCUUAACCAGAGAGUGAUUUGCUCACAGGAUAUUUGUAAGAGAAUAUUGAUUCUUUUGAAUGAGCUGUACAUGUCUGAUUUGGGUUGCAUAUUUAGUUAGCAGUGAUUUUCCCCCCCCCCCCCACAUAUGAUCUGUAGACUUGACUCCUUAGGUUCCAGGCUCAGAUUGAGUUCACCAAACAGCUGGGUAACCUUUUGAGCAUCCAGUUUAUAACUUGUGUUGAAUUCAAAGGAAAGGUGUACUUCCAAUGGUUGGCUGGCAUGUUGUGUUUAUGUUUUGCCCUGCAAGUAGAUACCAACCGUCUACCACCAGCAAUGGGAUCAGUUGUAAGGAAUUAGCUUGGUAAUUGGUUAUUAUGUAAGACAAGUUCCCUUUGAGUUGGCUCGUUGGUUACUUUGGCUGGAAGGAAAAAGUUUGGGAAAUGAUUACUAAUGUAUUGUACAAAAACAAUAAAUAUUGCUUGUACAGGA